UUUCUGACAAGCACAGUGCACUGCUGCACGUUAGAGGCCCAUAUUUUAUCAAAGUGGAACACACACACACACACACACACACACACACAGAGCGCCCUGCAGAGGAAAGCCUGCUAUCACUUUACAGAUACACAGCCACUCGGAGAGGAUGUUCUGAUGGACUUGUAGUCUUCGAUAGACACUAGGUCAGGCAUGUCUGUGGUCACUGGGUCUUUCCUCGCACCGGAUGUCUGACACUUCUAGGUGGUGGGCACAAAAGCAAAAAAAGUGGAUCUUCAUCUGUGGUUUAAAUGUUUAAUAGCAGUUUUUGCUGCUGAAGUGCUAUGGUUUUAUUUUUGGGAUCUCAUGGAGCUUCAUCUACAGUGAUGCAGCCUGAGGAGCCUGUGCGUCAGGAACUGCAGUUUUAUUAUGUGGGUGAUCACACGUGGGCAACAAUGUUAGGGCAGAGUGUGACGCUGCAACCGGUGGCCAUUCAGAGCCUUUCAGAACUGGAGCGAGCGCGCUUACAGGAGGUGGCCCUUUAUCACCUGGAGGAGAGAGAGCUGGACUUCAAAAUCAGCAUUCCCAAAGAGACUCGCAAGAUGAGGAAGUCAAUAAGAAGAAAGUUUGAUUCCUUUUCCAAAGAAAAGAAAGAAAGAGAAACUGCCCCCAAGGCAUUUGGGAUUCCGCUAUCACAGGUGAUUGCUAACGAUCGGGCCUAUAAACAGCGUCAAGAUGCUCUGAAAGAGAGUCGCCGGGAUUGUCUGGAGUUGGAGGCCAGUGUGAUGCACUUUCGUGCUGAAAAACGGCAGCAGAAUGGAAACCAGCCCAUGGUCAGUACAGUUUCGACCUCCGGCGAUGCAACCUCAUCCCUGCUGGAGCUCCACAGCAAGCCCCUUUCACCAACAUUCUUGGACAACAGCUCUCGCAGCCACAGACGGGGAGGAUUAUCAGUGGACUCCAUCUCAGACCUAGUGGAAAGUCAGUCCAGGCUGCUGGAGGCACUUCAGCUCUCUCAUCCUAAUGAAUUAGACAUCAAGAAGACUCAAGCAGGCCGCACACAGACCAAGCUAAGCCUUAACCCCAUUUACAGACAGGUGCCACGUGUUAUGGAGCGCUGCUGCCAGCACAUACAGACAUACGGUUUGCAGACGGUGGGGAUUUUCCGAGUAGGAAGCUCCAAAAAGAGAGUCCGCCAAUUGCGUGAGGACUUUGACAGUGGAACAGAUGUUGUGUUGGAUGAUGAGCACAGUGUUCAUGAUGUGGCAGCACUAUUAAAGGAGUUUCUGAGGGACAUGCCAGACCCUCUGCUGACCAGAGAGCUCUACUCUGCCUUUCUGCAUGCUAACAAUUUAUGGGGUGCUGAUCAGUUGACGUACCUGCAGCAACUCUUGUACCUGUUGCCUCCGUGUAACUGUGACACUCUGCUGAGGCUGCUGAGUUUAUUACACACUGUUCAGGAGCAUGCUCAUGACUCCAUCAGCCCUGACCAGCAAGAGAUUCCAGGGAAUAAGAUGACAGCGGGUAACUUGGCUGUGAUUUUCGGGCCUAACCUGCUGCAGAAGGAAACUUCAGAUAAAGACCUGAAACCUGAAUCAAUGGGCAUUGAGGACAGUGCUGCCAUCAUUUCAGUCACCCUGCUCUUCAUCGAGCACUACAAAUAUCUCUUUAUGGUUUCAGCCGAGCUCCAGCAGGAGGUGCUAAUGAGUCUCAUUCAAACUGACCCAGACGUCAUUGACUACCUGCUACGCAGAAAACUCAGUGGCAGUAAUGCGAAGGCGGAGUCAGAUUGGGGACUACGCAGGGACACUCAGGUGUCUCUGGAUUCAGUGGGUCAGUCCAUUGAUGACAUGUCACCUGUAGAACCAGAGACCCCUUUGUUCAGGGACUCAGCUGAUGGAAGCAGUCUAAACAGCGAAGUUUUCUUCAACGCGCUACGUCUCAGCAAUAGCAGCAAGCGUUCUUCAGAAACUCCACCUAUAGCCAAGAUGCGACAGUUCCACUCCCAUCACAACCUGUUGAGUCUUGUCCAGCCGUCCACCCAGCACCAGCCGGAGGAGCGAGAGCUGCAGCGAGGCACAGCACUCUCCAAUCCUGUCGAGGGUCUACAGUUCAGUCAUCAGCCGCAGGAAGACACCUCCCAGCCCCAGAGUUCAAAAGAAAGGAGUGUGUGGGUGCGACAGGGCUCCAACACCUCCUCCACCUCAGAGGACAGCAAGCAGCCGAGCAACUUCUGGGACUUUUUCACUGGCAAGGUGCUCCAGAAGGCUUUUUCUCCUAAACUUCUUCAGCGACCAGACUCAAUGUGCAAAAAGUUGAGCAGGAAACAAUGGCAAGGUGAACUUUUUUUAGAGAUCAUAUAAGCAUUUUUGUACCAGCCACAGCUUUAAAAGACAAACAAAAAAAACACCUUUGGGAGAAUUACUGUGUGUAAGAAUGGAAUGGCGCAGUCAGCAGAGAUGAAGACAGAUGUUGUAGUUACACAUUGAACCACUAGGAGGAGACAGUUCUUUAAAAAUUCCCUUCUCUGCUGAUGGGCGAACAGAGAAUGUAACAUGCACAAACAGCAUAUGUUCCUGUAUCUACACACAAGUUAUCAAUCUGUUAAAUCAUUUGAUGGUACACCAUACUGUACUGAUACUAUAUGAAUAAAUAAAAUUCUUUAUCAACAAUG
Silurus meridionalis is the source of this 2653-nucleotide messenger RNA. It is a transcript of the gene arhgap36, whose product is annotated as Rho GTPase activating protein 36. The record is from RefSeq and is a predicted model, not a curated record. Gene Ontology annotation, biological process: signal transduction. NCBI's taxonomy places the organism in Eukaryota, Metazoa, Chordata, Actinopteri, Siluriformes, Siluridae.